Messenger RNA from Pecten maximus, 1050 nucleotides. RefSeq names its product histone-lysine N-methyltransferase 2D-like. The coding region runs from base 1 to 1050 and encodes 349 amino acids. The record is from RefSeq and is a predicted model, not a curated record. NCBI's taxonomy places the organism in Eukaryota, Metazoa, Mollusca, Bivalvia, Pectinida, Pectinidae. The transcript has a single exon.
AUGUUACACUUCCAACCCUCACCCAGAGAGACACAAGUCUCUGCCUCACCCAGAGACACAAGUCUCUGCCCCACCCAGAGAGACACAAGUAUCUGCCCCACCCAGAGAGACACAAGUCUCCGCCCCACCCAGAGACACAAGUCUCUGCCCCACCCAGAGACACAACUAUCUGCCCCACCCAGAGAGACACAAGUAUCUGUCCCACCCAGAGACACAAGUCUCUGCCCCACCCAGAGAGACAAGUCUGCCCCACCCAGAGACACAAGUCUCUGCCCCACCCAGAGACACAAGUCUCUGCCCCACCCAGAGAGACACAAGUAUCUGCCCCACCCAGAGACACAAGUAUCUGCCCCACCCAGAGAGACACAAGUAUCUGCCCCACCCAGAGACACAAGUCUCUGCUCCACCCAGAGAGACACAAGUAUCUGCCCCACCCAGAGAGACACAAGUCUCCGCCCCACCCAGAGACACAAGUAUCUGCCCCACCCAGAGAGACACAAGUAUCUGCCCCACCCAGAGACACAAGUCUGCGCCACCCAGACACACAAGUCUCUGCCCCACCCAGACACACAAGUCUCUGCCCCCUCCAGAGACACAAGUCUCUGCCCCACCCAGAGACACAAGUCUCUGCCCCACCCAGACACACAAGUCUCUGCCCCACCCAGACACACAAGUCUCUGCCCCACCCAGACACACAAGCCUCUGCCCCACCCAGAGACACAAGUCUCUGCCCAACCCCCCACCCAGAGACACAAGUCUCUGCCCCACCCAGAGACACAAGUCCCUGCCCCACCCAGAGACACAAUUAUCUGCCCCACCCAGAGACACAAGUCCCUGCCCCACCCAGAGACACAAUUCUCUGCCCCACCCAGAGACACAAGUAUCUGCCCCAUCCAGAGACGCAAGUCUCUGCCCCACCCAGAGACACAAGUCUCUGCUCCACCCAGAGAGACACAAGUAUCUGCCCCACCCAGAGACACAAGUCUGCCCCACCCAGAGACACAAGUCUCUGCCCCACCCAGAGACACAAGUCUCUGCCCCACCCAAUGA